AUAGGCAGCGCAGACGUGGGUGGAGCGCGCGGGGGUCUCCAGCGAGGAGAGCCUGGAAGGAAGGUAGUAGUAGUGAGAGUGUGUGUGAGGGAGAGAGAGAGUGUGUGUGAGAGUGUGUGUGUGUGUGUGUGUGUGCAGGAGGGAGGGAUGUGACAGCAUGGUCUGGGUGUGAGGACGUCAGUGGAAGACGCGGCGGCAGCCUCCACAUGUCUACCUAGAAAGACGCACCUGGAGGGGUCUUUCUUUUUGUUGUUGUUGCUUUUUUUUGUUUUUAUAUAUAUAUAUAUAUAUAUGAUUUCUCAGUUUGUGAGUGGUCUUGGGAGAAGGCUCCUGGCUGGACCGCAUGCAUGACACAACGCAAAGGCGAGAAACCCACCAUCAGCAUCCAGGAGCACAUGGCCAUUGACGUGUGCCCGGGACCCAUCCAGCCCAUCAAGCAGAUCUCGGACUACUUCCCACGGUACCCCCGGGGCCUGCCGCCCUCCGGGCCCCCGCGCUCCGCUCCACCCGCCGCCGCAGCCGCCGCUACUACUACCGUAGCCUCGGAAAGUGAGCGCCCGGAUGAAGAGAGCCCGGACCGGGCGUUCGCCGGGGGAGCGUCGGCCUCCUCGCCGGCGGCCGCCAGGAGGGACGAGGAGCCCGACGUGGAGGGAUACGACUCGGACGACUCCACGACACUGGGAACACUGGACUUCAGUUUGCUGUACGACCAGGAGAACAAUGCACUGCACUGCACCAUCAACAAAGCCAAGCUCCCUGUUCCCAGAUACAAAAAGGGGCUCAAGCCAAUGGACUACAAUGGGCUGUCAGACCCCUAUGUCAAGCUGCAUCUACUGCCCGGCGCCAGUAAGGCCAAUAAACUUCGAACCAAGACCCUGCACAACACGCUCAACCCCGUCUGGAGCGAGACCCUGACCUACUACGGCAUCACCGACGAGGAUAUGGUCCGAAAAACACUCAGGAUUUCGGUGUGCGACGAAGACAAGUUCCGGCACAACGAGUUCAUCGGUGAGACGCGAAUCCCCCUCAAGAAGCUGAAGCCCAACCAGACCAAGAACUUCAACAACUGCCUGGAGAAACAGUUACCUGUUAACAAGACAGAGGACAAGUCGCUGGAGGAGCGAGGACGCAUCAUGAUUUCCCUCAAGUACAACACCCAGAAGUCCUGCCUGGUGGUGGGCAUCAUUCGCUGCGCUCACCUGGCCGCCAUGGACGCCAAUGGCUUCUCCGACCCCUACGUUAAAACGUACCUGAAGCCUGACGAGAACAAAAAGUCAAAGCACAAGACGGCUGUGAAGAAGAAGACGCUCAAUCCAGAGUUCAAUGAGGAGUUCUCCUACGACAUCAAGUAUGCAGACCUCACCAAGAAGACUCUGGAGGUGACGGUGUGGGAUUACGACCUCGGGAAGUCCAACGAUUUCAUCGGUGGUGUGUCUCUGGGCAUCAACGCCAACGGAGAGAGGCUGAAACACUGGUUCGACUGCCUCAAGAACAAGGACAAGAAAAUCGAGCGCUGGCACACGCUGACCAACGAAUUACCCGGUUCGCUAAAUGACUGAGACCGGAGACCGGAGACCGGAGACCGGGGCCCGACCCGAUUGGACGCCUGCAUCCAUUCCAUCCAUCGCGUCCUGCUCUCCCCUCUCCUCAAGUACACUGACCUUCUCUCUCUCUCUACAGGGCUCAAGUGAAAGGAACUUUAUUACAGCAUGGCUUGGGGGGGGUUCAUCGCUAUAGCAACGACUCGUGAAGGCGGUUCCGGUGAAGGAUGUAGCCAUGGGGAAUAUGCAUGUAUGCUAAUAUCGCAAAGAGUUCAAUGUUUAUUUUCUUGUCUUGCACUCGACGGAGGAUUGUAGAACUUUCCGGUCCCUUUCUUAUUCUACUCGCCUCGGUUUACGGUCGGGACGGUUUUUCCGGAGUAGUGGGGAACGUCCCGCGGCGAUGGCGUCUUAACGCAGAACAAAACAUGCUCACAAACAACGGCGCGUAGCGUGUGUUAGCGUCGAUUUUAUCCGACAAGAUGGAGACUAUGCUACUGUGUUGUUAGCAUGCAGGUUUUGUCACUUCUACAGUCGAGUAACCAUCAUGUUGCCAUCGACCAAUGAGCAACAAGCAGUGGUACCAGAAAAAGAUUAAAAGGUACCGAAUGUAGUACCUGCAACAAAAACGUUUUGGUACACUAUUGGUCACUUCAUUAGGUACACUUACGCCAUCUAAUAGUGUAUCGGACAAAAUCCCGACUGCGACCACGCAGUUUUGUGUGUCUUCAGGUUUAAUGCUAACGAGCUGUGUUCGUCCACACGGGUUUCCAACACAGCUGGUCUCCCAGAAGUGCUAUUGUGCACUUUAUCCACUUUUAACUUAUACACUGUAACUCCACUAGUCCAACGUAUUAGAUUCGAUAUAUCGCAGACAACAACGUAACGUUGAUCAAGGCGGUAGACGGGAGGACACACAUUUUUAGCAACUCUAACUUAGCUAUGUGAGCGACAUGCUAACAUUAGAGUCACAUUUCAACAGCAACAUUAUGCCAGGUUAGCAAAAUCGCAAAAAAAUAUAAAAUCCCCCUUUUACGAAUGAAGUCAAACGUUAGCAACUUUAGCAUAGCUAUUUGAGCUACAUGCUAACAUUACACUCACAUUUCAACAGCAACAUUAUGCCAGGUUGGCAUAAUCGCAAAAAAAUAUAAAAUCCCCCUUUUACGAAUGAAGUCAAACGUUAGCAACUUUAGCAUAGCUAUGCGAGCUACAUGCUAACAUUACACUCACAUUCUAACAGCAACAUCAUUCUAGGUUAGUUUGAGUCUAACUGAUAGUUAGCGGGGCUUUAUUUUAAGAUGUGUAGCGAAGCCUGCUUUACAAAAUAUAGAAACAUUACAAUAGCUACGUGAGCUACAGUGCUAACAUUACACUCACAUUUUAACGGCAACAUCAUUCUAGGUUAGCAUAUUUGCUGAAAAAUAAAACUAUAUAAUCGAAUUUACAGCACCCAAGUUUGAAUCUAAUUGAUAGUUAGCGGGGCUUUAUUUUAAGAUGUGUAGCGAAGCCUGCUUUACAAAACAAUAUAGAAACAUUACAAUAGCUACGUGAGCUACAGUGCUAACAUUACACUCACAUUUUAACAGCAACAUCAUUCUAGGUUAGCAUACUUGCUGAAAAAUAAAACUAAAUAAUAAAACUUACAGCACCCAAGAUUGAAUCUAACUGAUAGUUAGCACGGAUUUAUUUUAAGAUGUGUAGCGAAGCCUCCUUUACAAAAACCAUAUAGACACAUUACAAUAGCUACAGUGCUAACAUUACACUCACAUUUUAACAGCAACACCAUUCUAGGUUAGCAUACUUGCUGAAAAAUAAAACUAAAUAAUAAAACUUACAGCACCCAAGAUUGAAUCUAACUGAUAUUUAGCAGGGCUUUAUUUUAAGAUGUGUAGCGACGCCUGUUUUACAAAAUAAUAUAGAAACAUUACAAUAGCUAUGUGAGCUACAGUGCUAACAUUACACUCACAUUUUAACAGCAACACCAUUCUAGGUUAGCAUACUCGCUGAAAAAUAAAACUAAAUAAUCAAACUUACAGCACCCAAGUUUCAAUCUAAUUGAUAGUUAGCAGGGCUUUAUUUUAAGAUGUGUAGUGAAGCCUGCUUUACAAAACAAUGUAGAAACAUUACAAUAGCUACAGUGCUAACAUUACACUCACAUUUUAACAGCAACAUCAUUCUAGGUUAGCAUACUCGCUGAAAAAUAAAAAUAAAUAAUCGAACUUACAGCACCCAAGUUUGAAUCUAAUUGAUAGUUAGUGGGGCUUUAUUUUAAGAUGUGUAGCCAAGCCUGCUUUACAAAACAAUGUAGAAACAUUACAAUAGCUACAGUGCUAACAUUACACUCACACUUUAACAGCAACAUCAUUCUAGGUUAGCAUACUCGCUGAAAAAUAAAAAUAAAUAAUCGAACUUACAGCACCCAAGUUGGAAUCUAACUGAUAGUUAGCAGUGCUUUAUUUUAAGAUGUGUAGCAAAGCCUGCUUUACAAAACAAUAUAGAAACACUACAAUAGCUACGUGAGCUACAGUGCUAACAUUACACUCACACUUUAACAGCAACAUCAUUCUAGGUUAGCAUACUCGCUGAAAAGUAAAACUAAAUAAUCAAACUUACAGCACCCAAGUUUGAAUCUAACUGAUAGUUAGCGGGGCUUUAUUUUAAGAUGUGUAGCCAAGCCUGCUUUACAAAACAAUAUAGAAACACUACAAUAGCUACGUGAGCUACAGUGCUAAAAUGACACUCACAUUUUAACAGCAACAUCAUUCUAGGUUAGCAUACUUGCCGAAAAAUAAAACUAGAUAAUCGAACUAACAGCACCCAAGUUUGAAUCUAACUGAUAGUUAGCGGGGCUUUAUUUCAAGAUGUGUAGCGAAGCCUGCGUUCCAAAACAACAUAGAAACAUU
Molecule: messenger RNA, 4441 nt
Organism: Nerophis lumbriciformis (worm pipefish)
Lineage: Eukaryota; Metazoa; Chordata; Actinopteri; Syngnathiformes; Syngnathidae
Gene: doc2b
Product: double C2-like domains, beta
Biological process (GO): exocytosis; regulation of calcium ion-dependent exocytosis; spontaneous neurotransmitter secretion
Cellular component (GO): membrane; synapse
Source: RefSeq, a predicted model, not a curated record